UCUCGGCUCGGGACAAGUCGGCGGACAAGUACAUUGACAGCCCUGUCCCUGUGGUCUAAAAGUAAAUUGGAAGCUCUCACGCUCUCACGAUUCCGUACAACAGCGCCAUGGAUCGUGUGUAUAUAUAUAUAUAUAUAUAUAUUCCCUGAUGCUGCGUUCUGCUGCUCGCCGCAGGCGUGUUGUGUAUUAUUGACUGAUUGACAGUACGACGAUAUGUUAUAUUGUUAUCUCUCUAUGUUAUUCAUCUUGCACGUGAAUAACUUUAGCAUUGCUACAAAAGUGGAUAAAUGAAUCAGCAGUUUUAUUGUCACGGGAUUUAUAAAAUCAUUUCAUUCUUCAUCAAGUGAGACUAAUUAUAUAGCUAGAACGAUAAAAGCUUGCUUUGAAAAAACCGUUUCCAUCUUAUAGGUUAGUGGGGUCCGAAAUAGAUAUCUAUAUAUAAUUUCCAAAUGAUGUUUGAUUUGAAAUGCGAUAAAUUUUUUAUAUACGAAAUAGUUAACUUUUACAUGUGUAAUGAAUAAUGUACAUGUCGAUGCAUCAUAUAAUCAAUAAUUAUUCGCACUUCGAUUUAUUACUGAAAAAUCGAAAAACAAAAAAUUUUUAUCUCAAUCAUUCUUGAAGAACAGGUGGUUUUAUCCGAAAAUACAUUUUCAUCUCACCAUAUCACUGCUGAAUUAAUUAAGAUUAAUAAAAGCAUUCCAACAACUGAAGGAAACAUUAAUGAAAAAAACUAAAGUUAAUACAAAGUGUGCCAACCCUCUCUUUGAAAAAUGGCUGAUCGAGUGGAGAAACGAGGCAAAGGCAAAGGGCUCGUGUCUGGAAAAACAUUUUACCAAAGCUAUUGUCUCAUUGCGCAAAUAUCCUCUUGUCCUCAAUUCAGGAAGAGAUUGUAUAUUACUACAGCAUUUUGGAACAAAAUUAUGCGCCAUGUUGGAUAAAAAAUUAAUAGCUCACAAUGAAGCUGACAGGGUCAAUCACGGCGGGCUGAUAGCUAAGAAUUCCAAAAGUCCUGUCAAAAAAAUCUUCCCUACUGAUCAAACACAUCUGCAAAAAACAUCAUGCGCACAACGAAUACAACAAGCAGCCGGCUCAAAUCCUAGGGGUAGAAUUCAUUCUGCACCUUCGAGCGAAGCCAAUGUUCCUGCUCGCGUUGCUGAAGGCCACAAAAAUGAAGAUAUAGUGCUUGUUAAGAAAUUGGAAAACGAAAGAGAAAAUGCGAAUACUUUCAAAGAUAAAUUCUCCCUGAUGCCUAAUGAUUUUGAUAUCAUACUGCUCGUAGAUAUUCGAGAAACUGGAAACGGUAAGCCGAAAUCCAAAGAUGACGUUACAAAAUCUGAAUUAGAUCGAUUAGCGGUCCCAUACGAAAUCCGACAUUUGAAAAUAGGAGAUUUUGCAUGGGUGGCAAGAUGUAGAGAAACCGGCAGGGAAUUAAUACUUCCUUACAUACUGGAAAGAAAACGGAUGGAUGAUUUGGCUUCUAGUAUCAAAGAUGGCAGGUUUCACGAACAAAAGUUCAGGCUGAAGCAAUCCGGUAUACCAAAUUUGAUAUACAUGGUCGAGAGCCACGGAAAUAAUCAAAAUAUCGGUAUACCAUUGCCAACGUUGCUUCAAGCGUCAACAAACUCUCUGGUUCAAGAUGGUUUUACGCUUAAAUUUACGAAGAAUCACAAAGACUCGAUGCGAUAUUUAUCGAUCUUGACUAGCCUUAUUUAUAAAAUUUUCAAGAAAAAGCAUUUAACAAGUGGAGCCAAAGAGGACCUACAAACUGUGUCUAUUUCAAGGACCAGAAUAACUUUAAUGGAAUUCAAUCAAUUCAACAAAGCCGCAUCAAAAGUGAAAACGUUCAAGGUGAAAGAGAUGUUUAUUCGUCAGUUGCUCCAAUUGAAGGGACUCUCACUGGAAAAAGUAUUAGCGAUUGUCGAGCGCUAUCCAACUCCGCUGAGUUUAAAGAAAGCAGUUGAGAGCGUAGAGAGUGAUGAGGGAGUUAAAUUAUUAACAACAAUUAAAAUCGCUUCUCAGAGCAGACAGCUCGGCUUGGUAUUGGGCCAAACGGUUCAUCACUUAUACACAAAAAGACAAUUCGAUUGAGAUCCGUCUUUUGUAUUUUUAUUCCAUUUUCAUUCUUCUACUUAAAUAAUAUAACAACUUCAAUUUA
Messenger RNA from Venturia canescens, 2155 nucleotides. It is a transcript of the gene mus81, whose product is annotated as mus81 structure-specific endonuclease subunit. The transcript has 5 exons. The record is from RefSeq and is a predicted model, not a curated record. Gene Ontology annotation, molecular function: crossover junction DNA endonuclease activity; DNA binding; 3'-flap endonuclease activity. NCBI's taxonomy places the organism in Eukaryota, Metazoa, Arthropoda, Insecta, Hymenoptera, Ichneumonidae. Gene Ontology annotation, biological process: DNA catabolic process; mitotic intra-S DNA damage checkpoint signaling; double-strand break repair via break-induced replication. Gene Ontology annotation, cellular component: Holliday junction resolvase complex; nucleus. The coding region runs from base 721 to 2088 and encodes 455 amino acids.